AUGGCCGAACUCAAAGACGCAUCUAUCCUGAUUGUCGGGGCCGGCACCUUUGGUCUAUCUACCGCCCUUGACCUCUCCCUCAAUGGCUACCGCAACAUCACUGUCCUCGACAGGGGUAACGAUAUACCCUCGCCGUACUCGGCUGGGUGUGAUCUCAACAAGACUAUCCGCGCCGAGUAUGAAGACGACUUCUACACUAGUCUUGCCCUAGAGGCUAUCGCAGCCUGGAAAACACCAUUCUUUGCCCCGUUCUACGCCGAGCGAGGGCUCGUCGUCGUCAAUUCACCCACCGGGCCGAGCAAGUCAGAAAACUCGGUCAACAAGGCUCUUCUGACGCUGAAAGGCCGCAUGGAAUACCCUUCCGGCACGCUGAAACAAAUCAAGUCGGGGCACGAUGUGCGAUCUAUUGUACCCCAAUUGACAGGACCCAUGGAGGGAUGGCACGGCUACUUCAACAAGCACGGGGGAUACGCUUGCGCUGGAAGGGCUAUGGCCAAGAUCUACGCGACCUGCAAGGAACGCGGCGUGCGCUUCGUCCUCGGAGAGCAAGAUGGAAACGCAGUGUCCUUGCUCUUUCACGGGAAGCGGUGCAAAGGCGUCAAGACAAAGUCUGGCCGUGAGCACCUCGCCGCCCACACAAUCGUGUCCCUGGGCGCCCACGUCGGCCGUCUCAUACCCUCCAUCACGCCCCAGAUCACCGCCAAGGCAUGGGCUGUCGCUCAUAUUCAGCUCACGCCCGAGCAGGCGAGGGGUUUAGCUGGCAUCCCCGUCGUCAACUGUCGCGACCUCGGCUUCUUCUUCGAGCCAGAUGCCGAGACGGGGCUGCUGAAACUCUGCGCCCACAGAGCAGGCCUCACCAACUUCGAAGUCUCGGACCACGGCCGUGCAAGUCUCCCCGCCACCAGCCGUCGAGAUGAAAGCACGGCCACCUACGUCCCUGGUGGGCAGAUCCCUAAGGAGGACGAGGACAAUAUAGCCGCGCUGAUCGCUGCGACGAUACCCCAGUUCUCCUCAUCGCCUCUGAUACGAAAGUUCAUCUGCUGGUGCGGCGACACGACAGACUCCAACUUUAUCAUCGACUAUGUCCCAGAUACUGAGGACAGGUCGCUGAUGGUGUUUUCUGGUGAUAGUGGCCAUGCGUUCAAGAUGCUGCCCAUUGCUGGGCGCUGGGCGAGGGAGGUCUUGGAGCAGGGGGAGCAGAAGCUGGGGAGGUGGAGGUGGAAGGGGAGUCCUGAGGGAAAGGCCGACGACAUCAGCUGGAGGUUUGGAGACUUGCAGGAUGUAAACGAUGUGCCGGCUUGGGCUGGCGAAGGGGAGUGCAGGACGGAGCAACUUGGAGGCCAUAAGCUCAAGUCGAAGCUGUGA
This is a messenger RNA of Fusarium keratoplasticum, 1365 nucleotides long. RefSeq names its product DAO domain-containing protein. Bases 1 to 1365 code for a protein of 454 amino acids. The transcript has a single exon. The record is from RefSeq and is a predicted model, not a curated record. Lineage: Eukaryota; Fungi; Ascomycota; Sordariomycetes; Hypocreales; Nectriaceae. Gene Ontology annotation, molecular function: flavin adenine dinucleotide binding; sarcosine oxidase activity; saccharopine oxidase activity.